UAUGAAUCGAUUUUAGGAAGCUUUAGAAAUUUUAGAGCAUGCAAUCACAAAAGAUACUCAAAAUAAUCAAUAUUAUCAUUUAAAAGGUAUUGUUACUUAUGUAUGAAAAGCUAAAAUUUUAUUUAAGCUGAAUUUUGUUAAAGAAUCUUUAAGUGCAUUCGAUGAAGCUAUAAAAAGAAAUCAGAAUGAUCCUUAUUAGUAUCAUAAUAAAGGCAUAUAAUAUUAAUUUAUGAAUUAGCAACUGUAUAUUUUUUGUUAAAUUCAUAUGAGGAAUCUUUAAAAUAUGAAGAUCUUGCCAUAUAAAGAGAUUUGA
This is a messenger RNA of Paramecium sonneborni, 313 nucleotides long. Lineage: Eukaryota; Ciliophora; Oligohymenophorea; Peniculida; Parameciidae. The record is from the annotation of a GenBank genome assembly.